CCUACAAAACCGGCAUUCUAGCUUUUCAUGAAUAGGUAAAAUGGGUUUGCUCUGUUUUAUCAAAUACUAAUCUUCCCAAGGUUACUGCAGCAAAGUAGACAACAAGUCAAAACCAAACCGUGUUUGUUAUGUCCCAAGUCCCAACUAUGAAAAACUUAUGAACCAGUCUUCUGAGUUCUGCUUCCCAUUUUUGCCGUAACUUCUGCUCUUGGACCCCGCAAAGUCAAAUCCUUUCUUAUUUCCUAUUGAUUCAGAAAUUUCACCAGUGGUCUUCCAUGGCGGAAGUCGUCUUCCCUUUUUCUUCACGUUAUUGUUGUCUUCUAGUCUUCGUCUCGACCAUUAUAUCUGAAUCUCUUCAUCUUCAUUACGUUGAUUUUCUAUAAAAUCUGUGAUUUUUUGGUGAUCCAUCAAGAGAAUGCAUCUGAGUUCUUAUUAGUUUUGUCGUGUUCCCCUCUGUUCUCUUCUUUGUUCUUCAUUAUUCAAAUCAUCUUAGGGUUGACCGAUCAAUCUGAAAUUCCUUCACUUUCCUUCUUCCUCGCAGAAGAAUUCAUCUGGGUUUUGCUUAAUUUUCUCGAAUUUCUCUUUAAAAGCAUAAAAAUCAAACCUCUAUCUGUUUCGCCAUGAACGACGAAUCCUCCACCCAAAGCCCUAUCUUCGGCAACAACAUCGAAGGAGAAGAAAUCAUGGGAAGGGUAAUACUGGUAGCAGUCGUGGUCCUUUUCAUGGCGGUUCUCUUCGUCCUCCUGUUUCACCUCUACGCAAGGCUAUUCUGGUGGCGCGUGGAACAACACCUCCAUCGAACCCAGCACCGAUCACAGUCCGAUCCCGGUUCCACCAUCAUCGGUCGUCAACGACGUCGUUUCAUCUUCGUGCAAGGCCAGGACCCUUCUCUCUCCUCCGGUCUCGACCCUUCAACCCUCGGCUCGAUCCCUGUCGUCGUCUUCAAGCCACAGGACUUCAAAGACGGGCUCGAGUGCGCCGUUUGCCUCUCUGACCUCGUGGACGGCGACAAUGCCAGGCUUCUCCCGAGCUGUAGCCAUGGCUUCCACGUUGAUUGCAUCGACAUGUGGUUUCAGUCUCACUCCACUUGUCCAGUUUGCAGAAACGUGGUUGGUUCUGUCGCAGGAAUAUCCGAACAUAGAGAUGAUGGUUUGUCUCAGAAUCUCCAUGACUCAUCCCAAGAUCCGAUUUUGGAUUCUGGGUUUUCGACAGAACCGCCAAAUUUUCCGACAAAUGUGCUCGUGUGGGGAGACCAGAAUCAAGUUAGUAGCGUUGGACUCUCGGUCGUUGAAGAUACCGUGCAAGCAAAUUCUUCAAACGAGCAUCAUCAAAGCCUGCUAGGUUCCGGCGACGGUACCGCGAUUCCGGCGAUGGUGGUGGUGGAGAUUCCGGCGAACCCUAGUGAGUGUUUGCCGGCUACGACAUCGACUAGAUCCGUGGAAGAAGAAUCUAAGUCUCGGGUGUUGGUUAGGCUUAGAUCAUUGAAGAGAUUGUUGAGCAGAGAGAAGAGAGUUGCAGCCUGCGGUUCUAGUUCCAGUGGCUCCACCAAUGUCUGAAUUCGGAAUUUCGAAUGUUCGAUAUUCCGGAAUGUAGAACGAAUCCAUCUGCUAUCAAGAGUUCAAGAUUCAGGAAGAUUACUUCCGCCGCAAGAAACUAACUGGUUUUCGUUUGUUCACGAGACAGAAGUUAACAGUCCCUUUCUAUGUUCUGCAAGAAGAGCAAGGAAAAAGAUUCCAUGAUCUUCACAAUAUUAUUUGUUGAUACUAUAAUAUAAUAAAUA
This is a messenger RNA of Tarenaya hassleriana, 1780 nucleotides long. Its product is annotated as RING-H2 finger protein ATL60. The transcript has a single exon. The coding region runs from base 621 to 1556 and encodes 311 amino acids. Lineage: Eukaryota; Viridiplantae; Streptophyta; Magnoliopsida; Brassicales; Cleomaceae. The record is from RefSeq and is a predicted model, not a curated record.